UAAGAGUUGUCAAAUGCUGGAAUUCACUGCCGGCCGAGCUAGUCCAAGCGACUUCUCAGGAAUCCUUCAAGAGGCAACUUGACCUAUUCUUAAGGACCAAGGACAGCAUCACACUAUGAUUUACCAAUUUCUUUUCCUGUUUUAUUGUUAACAUACCUAGGUUCCUGCCUGGAGGAUUUGGUGAUCCCCUGCUACUAGACACGGAAGCCUGUUAAGCGAAAGCUUCUUCUAUUCCGUCCACAACCAUUUUGAACCAUUUUGAACAAAGAUAUAAGAUAUUGUCAGAUUGAAACACAAUUAGCUGCGCGAUACGAGUUAAGUGCUGCAUGUCGGGUUUAAGGAAACCACGGCUACCCACGCUCUUCCAGAAUGAUAUAAAUAGGCAUAAAGCUACGCGCUUUGAUUACUGAUUAUAACUGAAAAUGUCAGUACUUCAGUAUGUACCUUUCGAAACAGUAGUAGACACCUCAUUCUGGCAUGGUUUAGCUGAUCGGAAGCUCAAUGAAUAUCGUCUUUCCGAAGGCCCUUUUGAAAUAUCAGCACAAUUCACAAAUAGUCAUGCUAAUGGCGUUUCCCCCAGGCUGUCGAUUGACGUCACGUCAUUUUGCGAUAGUAAUGUCAAAAGAAGUCAUACAUCAACGACCUUCAACAUUUAUGGAAGCCUAUUAUGCCUAAAUAGCUUGGAUGAGUUUAAGAACGUCGACAAACAAUGUCUUCUGAAUGAGCACGGUAAGAAAUUCAUGACCGAAGCCGUUUCACAGAAUGAAUUUUUGAGGAAGCCUGGUUUACUUCUCCGGUUCAUCCUUUUGACAUACUGUGACUUGAAAAGAUACAAAUUUUACUUUUGGUUUGCUUUUCCUGCCGUCUUACAUUCCGUUCAGCCAAUAGUUACGUCUACUCGGAGUAUUAGGGAGGAGUUUACUGAGGAUCAACGUGUACUCAUUUUCCGUUCAUUUGAUUGUUGGCGCAAAGAAAAUACUUCUCCAUUUUUUGUCUUAAAAUCACAACCGUCGCUUGAAGUCCUUCCGUUGUCUUGUUUCGAAUUGACUCCCUAUGUAUAUGUUGGUAUGUGUGAUUCUUCUGUAGACUCACAGUCACCUUGCUGGCUAUUACGCAAUCUUUUAUACGCCAUGUCUUCUACCAUUAUUCAAACAGAAUGUUCUCUAAGGAUUUUAUGUCUCAGGGAUCGGUUCACUUCAGGAGAAAGAUUUUGGGAGCAUAGCAUCGUCAUACACAUCAAUAUACAACCCACAAAUCCGGCAUUUACUCAGUUUGUUGGCUGGGAAAAAUGGAAAAACAAAUUGAGACCACGUGUAGUAGAUCUUAGUGCAAGUAUGGACCCAGUUAAACUAGCUGAAUCGGCAGUAGAUUUAAACUUGAAACUAAUGAAGUGGAGGCUAAUGCCAGACCUAAAACUGUCAGUUUUUCGCGAUACGAAGUGUUUGUUGAUAGGAGCUGGUACUCUUGGCUGCAAUGUCGCUCGUCAGUUAUUGGCCUGGGGUGUUCGUCAUAUUACCCUGAUAGACAACAGCACAGUUUCCUUUUCAAAUCCUGUACGGCAGUCUUUGUAUGUUUUUUCUGACUCCGUGGGCUCUGUUAAAAACAAGGCAGUUGUUGCGGCCAAGGCGCUCCAAACAAUUUUUCCUGGGGUGAAUGCUCGCGGUUUUGAUCUUAGCAUCCCGAUGCCUGGACAUCCUGUAUCUUCUUAUAAUCGAUCUCAACAUCCACAAUUUUCCGAAUUGGAGCAGUCUGCAGAAGAUACUUGUUUCAAAUUAAGUGCUUUGGUUCACGAACACGAUGUGAUAUUCCUACUAACAGAUACUCGUGAAUCACGCUGGUUACCCACAGUUUUGGCGACUGCUCAUGGAAAACUGGCAAUAAAUGCCGCUUUGGGUUUUGAUACAUUUCUUGUUAUGCGUCAUGGUGUACGAGGUUCCUUUAAAUCCCCAAGUUCAAAUGUGGAUAGCCUUACUCCACAUAUUUCUUCCCUCAAUUUCGACGAAGUGAUUCCCAACAAUGAAGAUUCUUUCAAAAAGGCAAGAGCCAUAAGUGGUUCUUUUCUAGGUUGCUAUUUCUGCAAUGAUGUGAUUGGACCUAUGAAUUCAACACGCAAUCGCAGUCUCGAUCAACAAUGUACCGUUACUCGACCGGGAGUGUCUAUGGUCGCAGCUGCUCUCGCUGUUGAGUUGAUGAUCAGUGUACUUCAACAUCCACUCCUCUAUGAGGCCCCAGCAGAUACAUUAUCUCAAGAGUUUUCCAGCCUGGAUUCAACUAAACUGUCUCUCGGUGUUGUUCCCCAUCAAAUAAGGGGCUUUCUUUCUCAUUACACACAGGUUUUGCCUGCAACAUCGGCAUUCACCAAGUGCUCCGCAUGUUCUCAGUCUGUACUGGACGCUUACAUGAACAAUGGGUAUAACUUUUUACGACAGGUCUUUAAUGACGCUUCUUAUCUUGAAAGGAUAUGCGGUUUACAGAAUCUUCAUGAUGAAAUUAACAGUGAAUCAAUUUUGAUGCUAAGUGACGCUGAUGACUGACACUUAUUUAUCUGAGUUCGUCUUUUCUUAUUUUAUGAAGGGUUGAAAUCAUGCUAAGAUUGUCUUAUUAAUUUUUAUCUCAAUGAACACUACUUCUGUAUAGCUCAAUAAUUUUUGUGAAUAUAUUGAAGUACCAACUUUGACUUUUUGAUACAAGUGCUGUUUCAUUCAGUAAGUACUACAUGUCAUCUGUUUUUUCUGCCCAAGUUCUUGAGUCAUUUCUCUCUUAAGAAUUUAUGCAAAUUUCCGAGCAGUGACAUGGUUCAGACAAUUUACAUUUUCUUACCGUCAGAUUACAAUUCAUACUACUUGCACUUUCGUUUGGACGACCAUAUUGGUUCUGCCUUCUUUACCCCUAAUUGCCGAAUUUGUAUGUGGUUGUGUAGAUGGAUUGUCAUUUGUAUGAGUUUACGCCUUUUCAGCCUUCUUUCUUGUUAUGUAAAGUGUUGAAUAUAAAGUUAAAUAAUCACUCAGUAGACUUCUGAGAUAUUUAUACAAUUGUAAACUGGUCUACAGUUAUGGCUACACCAUGUGGACAUUAAAAUAAUUUGGAUAUGCGAAUAAAAAAGAUGUAAGCGGUUUGUAACAUAAUCUAGGUUUAAAGACGUAUAAAAAUAGCACGAGAAAACUAUUUGAUCUGGUUAUUCCAAAUUCCGAUGCUUAUCAAUCUUUAAAUUUAGUAAUUCCUUCAGAGUUGAGUGACGUAACUCAACAUAUUUAAAAUUCGAGAGGUCUGAACUGUUAUUGUCACAACACUCUUUAGCGGUAGUUUUACAUCUACUUGUAUUGUGGAGUUCAUCCUCCACUACAUAAAACUAAAUUGGGUUUAUCGUUCAGUUCGAAUCAUUACCAUUUUUAAUUUGACUUUCGUGACUAGUGAUACAGUAUUAUGGAAUGUUCGCACAAUUUUCUCCUUUCUUCAGCCGAGCCACCGACACUUCACUCAUAAAUUGUCAGAAGUGUUUAGAGAAAGGUCACUGGACUUAUCAAUGUACAAAUCAACGAAAGUAUCUCAAACGCGAAUCAUACACCAGUAUACUAGUGAAAAAGCUUGAAACUCAGAAAAAGUCAAAGAUUCAAAAAAAAACAAACAACGCUGAAUCAUCAUCCUCAAGCUCUAGUUCGUCCUCUGACUCUUCGACUUCAAGUUCUGGGGACGACUCUGAUGAUGGGGAAUCUAGCUCAGAAUGUAGUUCAAGCAGUAACGGAGAUUCUAGCGACGACUCAUCUUCCAGUACUUCCUCAUGUUGCGAAAGCAGCCGAUCUUCUUCCUCCACAAGUUUAAAGCGCAUAAAGGAAUGAUCGUAAUGGUACUGAAAUUGUACAGUUAUUAUAAUAUAUUUUAAAUAUCUGUAGCUUUCUCACAACGAGAGAAAUGUGUUAAAUCGUUUACUAGGGCGUUGGUAUAAUGGAUUAGCAUCGUUAAAAUAAUGGGUUUGAUAAUUGUUAUUGAUCGGGAUUAUUGACUGACGUAUGGUGUUCAGAAGGAAUCUGUACUACGUAUCAUCGUCUUAAUCGCAUUUUAUUAGCUAGGGCAAUUGUUCGUCAUGUUUCUACAAUAUAAGGAAGGUUAUCUGGAUAUUUGUCAGACUGAAAGUAGCUGUGGUAAUAAUAUAUGUCAUGUUGUGGUUAGUGAAAAUAUUGUCAAACAAGACGAAAGCCUAUCACUUACAUUGGUUCAACUAGAUUUUAGGAAUUAGUUUUCAAAUAAGCCCCAUACACUCCUUUAGGCAAAAGUAAGAAAGAUUGGUUCAGCUUAGGGUUCCCUCAGAGAAUUAAAAUUAGUCUUCAAACUAACGAAAUCAGUAUCUGUGGUUCGGAGAUAAUUCAUUCGAAAUAAUCUACAUCACCUAACAAAUUCAAAUAUAAUGUCAUUAAUGGUUGAGAGUUAGUUGUUAUAUACAUGGAGUUUGUGGUUUUUAGGCUUUUAAUUACACUGAAGAUAAACAUUGUAGGACUGGGUGAGUGUUAAGCUUACUUGAAAGCAUGUCAGUCGCAUCUUCAUUCUGUAUGGGGCUCUAGAACAUUUAUUUGUGGUACCUUAUAUGAAACUUCAGUUAUUUAAAGGACGUCCUUAACUUCAUAAAGUGUUGUGGCGCUUCCCAAGAGAUAUUUUAAGGCACUAGAAAUUUAAGUAGGAUAAUACACUCAGGUAUAAGUUUUUCAAUAGUUACCUAAAAAUUAAGCGACCACUGAGACUUACCAAAGAUGUUCAUUACUAUACUCCCAGUCGUGUUGGAAGAUAUAGGCAUUCGAAUUGAAUCUCGUGUAGUCAUUAUAAUUUAUGAUUGAGGAUCUUGAAUGACGUGGCUGAAAAUUAGUGGUGGUGACAGUGAAAUUCAUUAUAGAUAUUCUGUAUCCUGAGCUUAGUAUCAUCUCCUUCAAAAUCUUCCGUCCCUUCCACACUUCCCUAUGCUUCGUUCCCCACUAUAUGUUCAUACCAGGCACUCAUUUUAUAACAUGAUACUGUAAAAACAAAGAACAGUUGUUUCAGUAUAUACCAAUUCUCCAAAUACCAUCUUAAUACUCAUGCUGCUUCGUUGGUCUGGACGUGGUAUGUAAGACUUAUCCUUUCUCUACCUCAUUUCCAUGUCGUCGUGCUAAGCUGACAUGAUAAAUUGAGCCAACGCACAGCCGUCCCCGGCUUCACGUUGGCGAUGUCUGACUGUCUUGAAUCUUAUUUGAUAAAGCUCACUGUUCUCACUUUUAGCAGAUAAGAUACAAAAAGACUAAGAUUUUUACGGCGAAUAUCAAUGUUUUCGUAAUCUUUCUGUUCAGGGUGGGGUUUGUGGAGAUUGUAAUAAAUUUAAUUUAUUAUUUAUUUGUUUGGACAUAAAUAUUGGUACAAGGGAGCACCAAAUAUAUAUGCGCCACACAAAACAAUGAGAAUGGGAAGAGAAAAAAGGGAGAUAAGGAGCGUGGAAAAAGAACAAUAACGGCCAGAUUAGUGUAGG
Molecule: messenger RNA, 5488 nt
Organism: Schistosoma haematobium
Lineage: Eukaryota; Metazoa; Platyhelminthes; Trematoda; Strigeidida; Schistosomatidae
Gene: ATG7
Product: Autophagy protein 7
Exons: 3
Coding region: 423-2534 (703 amino acids)
Biological process (GO): C-terminal protein lipidation; piecemeal microautophagy of the nucleus; protein modification by small protein conjugation
Cellular component (GO): phagophore assembly site; cytoplasm
Molecular function (GO): Atg12 activating enzyme activity; Atg8 activating enzyme activity
Source: RefSeq, a predicted model, not a curated record